This is a messenger RNA of Thamnophis sirtalis, 3623 nucleotides long. It is a transcript of the gene XYLT2, whose product is annotated as xylosyltransferase 2. Gene Ontology annotation, biological process: chondroitin sulfate proteoglycan biosynthetic process; heparan sulfate proteoglycan biosynthetic process. The record is from RefSeq and is a predicted model, not a curated record. Gene Ontology annotation, molecular function: protein xylosyltransferase activity. Gene Ontology annotation, cellular component: membrane. Lineage: Eukaryota; Metazoa; Chordata; Lepidosauria; Squamata; Natricidae.
CCCCACUUGCCCGCCGCCUUGGAAUGAAGAUGGUGGCGAGCGUCCGAGUGCAGAAGCUGGUUCGCCGGUACAAGCUGGCGAUCGCCACGGCGCUGGCCAUUCUGCUCAUCCAGGGCCUGGUGGUGUGGAGUUUCAGCAGCCUGGAGGAGGACGACCAGGGAGAGAUUCAGCAAAGGAAGCCCCAGCUUCUUGAAAACAAUGAUGGGUCGAAGGAUUCAGACAGCUCUGCAGGCCGGCGAGGCAGCUUAAACAGGAAGCACGAAAGGUGGAAGAAUCACCUGGAUAAUCCUGGCAUGCUGGUUGCCAAAGUGGUGAGGGCCGUCACAGUGAAGCAUGAACCAAGCCUCAAGCUGCCAGUCUACUUGGAUACUUCCAGUCGAAGGAACCGGACGCAGCUUAGAAGGGAUGCCCAACUGGCCAUGUUCCAGCACGGAGACACCGGCAGUGUGGAAGGGGCCCCACAGCCUACCGAGAACAACUUCACUCCCAAGUGUGAAAUCACAGGCAAAGAUGCACUGUCUGCAUUAGCCAGAGCUAGCAGUAAGCAGUGCCAGCAGGAGAUUGCCAAUGUGGUGUGCCUGCACCAAGCUGGAAACCUGAUGCCACGGUCAGUACCCCGGCAGUGCCAGCUCUCAGGGAAGGUUAGUCCUGUGAUCCAAUGGGAUGAGAGCAAAAUGGUCCAAGCCUCUGUGGACAAGCCAGUUCGAAUUGCAUACAUGCUUGUGGUUCACGGGAGAGCCAUCCGCCAGUUGAAGCGCCUCAUUAAGGCUGUGUAUCACCAGCAGCAUUUCUUUUACAUACAUGUGGAUAAGCGUUCUACAUACCUGCACCGUGAAGUGAUGAAUCUGGCCCAGCAUUACCCUAACAUCUUGGUUACCCCUUGGCGCAUGGUCACAAUCUGGGGUGGGGCCAGCUUGCUGAAGAUGUACCUGUGCAGCAUGAAGGACCUGCUGGAGGUGACAGAUUGGGCCUGGGACUAUUUCAUCAAUUUGAGCGCCACUGACUACCCCACCAGGACCAAUGAGGAGCUGGUGACAUUCCUAUCAAAAUAUCGGGACAAGAAUUUUUUGAAGUCUCAUGGACGAGAUAAUGCUAGGUUCAUCAAGAAGCAGGGCCUAGACAGACUUUUCCAUGAAUGCGACACACAUAUGUGGCGACUGGGUGAACGGCAGAUCCCGGAGGGUAUCGUGGUAGAUGGGGGCUCAGACUGGUUUGCCCUAACGCGCAGUUUUGUGGAAUACGUGGUGUACACCAGUGAUCAAUUGGUCUCCCAGCUGCAACAGUUCUACACAUACACACUUCUCCCAGCAGAGUCCUUUUUCCACACUGUCUUGGAGAACAGCCAUGCCUGUGACACCUUGGUAGACAACAACCUCCGGGUGACAAACUGGAACCGCAAGCUGGGCUGCAAGUGCCAAUAUAAGCACAUAGUUGAUUGGUGCGGAUGUUCCCCAAAUGACUUCAAACCACAGGACUUCUUGAGACUGCAGCAACUCUCCAGACCUACAUUUUUUGCCAGGAAGUUUGAGUCCACCAUCAACCAGGAAGUGCUGGAAAUCUUGGACACUCAUCUCUAUGGUAACUACCCACCUAACACGCCAGCCCUCAAGGCCUAUUGGGAGAGUGUCUAUGACCAUGUGGAUGGGCUGAGUGGGUUCAGCGACGUCACCCUGACUGUGUACACAUCCUUCUCCAGGCUGGGGCUACAGAAACUGACCUCUGCGCCAACCCAGAAAAAAGACAGGCCAUGCAGGUUUGAGCCACAGGGCUUCCCAUCCAGCGUCCACUUGUAUUUUUAUGAUGACCAUUUCCAGGGCUACUUGGUGACUCAAGAAGUUCAGAAUUCUGCAACUCAACAGGUGGAGUCUCUAGAAAUAUGGAUGAUGCCCCGUGGGACUCUCAAAUUAGCGGCUAGUGGCAAAUCGGCCAACCGUUUGCAGAAUCUUGAGGUAGGUACUGACUGGGACCCCAAAGAGAGGAUCUUCCGGAAUUUUGGUGGCCUGAUCGGGCCUUUCGAUGAACCAGUGGCUAUGCAGAAAUGGGCACGGGGACCCAACCUCACAGCCACCGUAGUUUGGAUUGACCCCAGCUAUAUCAUUGCCACGUCCUAUGAUAUCACAGUAGAUGCAGACGCAGAGUACACACAGUACAAGCCACCUCUCAACCGGCCCCUCCGCCCAGGUGCCUGGACUAUCCGCCUUUUCCAUUUCUGGGAACCCCUGGGAGAGAGCCAAUUCCUAGUGGCCCCCCAGACCUUCAAUCACAAGCAGCCUCUCCGGAAAGAUGAUGGCAAGUGGCUCCAUGCUGGCCCUCCACGGAAUGAGUACAUGGAGCAGAAUUUCCAGGGCUUGGCUGGGAUCUUGAACCUUCCCCAUUUAGAUGAAAUGGGGCGAGCUUCCCAGCUCUUUGGCCAUGCUCUAGAAAACUGGACAGACAGCAGCAUCAGCAGUUUCUGGUCGGUAGCUGGACUCUGUAUGGCGAGUCCUUCUAGCUGCUCGCCCUUGGAGCUUUGUAACCAAACCUCUUGGAGUUCACUGUCCCCAGACCCCAAAUCAGAACUGGGGACCAUCAAGCCUGAUGGACGGCUGAGGUAGCAGGGGCAGCCGGCAGCACAUUCUUGGGAUCAAGGAAGCAUCACCCCAUGGAAGGCAUGGGGUGGGGGUGGGGGAUAUGAACUCCUCCUCUCUGCAGGGAAAACUCUUUAUGACUUCAGCCUGUGAAAAGGCGCCUUGUCACAUGGGACAAACACGAGGACAGAAACCUAGUGGUGCAAAAUGCGGCAGAGCAGAAUUCCCCACCAUCAUUCUCAGGAUUUGCUGGAAAGAAGCGAAGGCAAGGAAGAGGAGCAACAUAUUUAUAAACCAGAGCAAUGGAAACGUUGCUUGGCUGACAGAUUUGACUCUUAGCUCCCCGGUUCAAUCCGCACCUCGGCCAGCGGGGACCUCAUCAAUCAUGGAGUAUGCUCUGCAAAAUCAGGACUCACUGUUCCCAAAUGGUUGCUGGCAAAGCAUUCUGGGAAAUGACAGGAUGGAGUCGAGGAAUACAGCUGCUUGACAGACCUGUUUUCUAUCUUCUUCCUCCAUCCCUUUGGUUCUUUUUUUUUUUCCUUAUUUUUUUUAUAAAAGUGCAUGUGUAUAUAUAAGACAAAAGUGCAAUAUAGACCACAGUCAUCUUACCUCUCCCCCUCUUCUGCCUCAGUGUUUCCAUUCUCUUCUCCUACCUGUUGUCUUGAUGGUUUAUAGGGUAUAAGACAAAACUGAGUGCCCUCCUAGGCGUGCUGGGUGGUUGGAUCUUGCUGCUAAGAUUUGAAAGUUUUUGUUUUCUUCUUGGAGGUGGGGGCAACCAAAUUGAAAUAAGCUCCCCUUUCUAGCCUUACAAGCAAAACAGGAGCUGGGCCUUUCUGGCCAAUGUGCCAAGCUCCCCUUUUAAUGGAACUGCCAGUGGUGCCAAAAGGUUCCACCACAAAUCCGCAAAGCCCUUCUGCGCGGAGACAUAAGCGCGAAGACUAAUUCGCGCCAUUCUAAGCGCUAAGGAAAAACGCGACCCUACCGUGAUGACAUAAUCGUGGAGGGCAAAAUCACGCAUUCCCAAGCACUCAGUACCUUAAACCUAACCCUAAACCU